This is a messenger RNA of Platichthys flesus (European flounder), 4481 nucleotides long. RefSeq names its product G protein-coupled receptor 61 (gene gpr61). Gene Ontology annotation, cellular component: signaling receptor complex; endosome; plasma membrane. NCBI's taxonomy places the organism in Eukaryota, Metazoa, Chordata, Actinopteri, Pleuronectiformes, Pleuronectidae. Gene Ontology annotation, biological process: G protein-coupled receptor signaling pathway. The transcript is spliced from 2 exons. The coding region runs from base 312 to 1736 and encodes 474 amino acids. Gene Ontology annotation, molecular function: G protein-coupled receptor activity. The record is from RefSeq and is a predicted model, not a curated record.
GUCGGCUUUUCUUCACUAGAUUGUGAACCUGCACUGGAGACAGCAGCCCUCUCCUGACUGAGAUACUUUGGACUGAAGGUCAUAUUGGAGAGAGAGAGGAAGAAAGGCCAUCCCCAAAAGUCACUACAUCUUCAAGGAAUCCUCCUGUGAAAGUGUGCAGAAGUAAGUCCACUGCGGCCAGGGCUUGCCCAGCUCCAGCUGCCAUGACAGACACCACUGCCUGAGCUUCUCAGUGACACCCUACGACGGGGGAGGAUGGGUGAUGGGCCCAUGAAAUUCAGCGGACUCUCUCCUCCUUAUGCCAUCGUCUCAUGGAGCAUCCAGUCACAUCGAGCCCCUCCUGGAACCCUUCUUUCUCCAGGCUCCCGACAUUUCCGGCCUCACUUCAUCCAAAUACUUCGAACGUGACCCCGAGCGCAGCGAGCGUCCGAGCUGGGGUAGAUCUGAACCAGUCCCUGGCGCUAUGUGCUAUGCUCAUCAUGGAUGUGCUAGCGGUGGUGGGGAACCUGGCUGUGAUGAUUGUCAUCACCAAAACUCCGCAACUGCGUAAAUUUGCCUUCGUGUUCCACCUCUGUCUGGUGGACCUGCUGGCAGCGCUGGUGUUGAUGCCUCUGGGGAUGGUGUCGGACCAAAUCCUGGUGGACGAGGCGCUGUGUAGGAGCUACCUCUGCCUGAGUGUGUGUCUAGUGAGCGCUGCCAUCCUCACCAUCUGUGCAAUAAACGUUGAGCGCUACUACUACAUUGUCCAUCCCAUGCGUCACGAGGUGAAGAUGACGGUGGGGGUGGUGGUGGUGGUGGUGGUAGUAAUCUGGAUUAAAGCUGUUGUCAUGUCGUUGCUGCCACUCUUGGGAUGGCUGCUCCAGGGGAGCCAGGGUCUGGGGUCUCCUGCUGUCCUCAUUCCCGGUCAGAGACACUGUUCCCUCCACUGGACGGGAGGCAGGACCAUGCGCCUGCUUUUCAUGGUCUUUUUUACAAUUAUUUAUUUUCUGUGCCCCAUGAUGAUCAUUCUCGUGGUCUACUGCAACAUGUUCAAGGUGGCACGAGUAGCAUCCAUGCAGCACGGCCACCUCCCCACCUGGGGAGAUAUGCCGCGACAACGGGCCGAGUCCAAUAGCAGCCACUCCACCAUGGCAGCUAGCCUUGGAGGAACCGGUGCCCGGACCACCCCUCAGAGAACCUUCAGUGGUGGGAAGGCUGCGGUGGUCCUGGUGGCAGUAGGAGGCCAGUUCCUCUGCUGCUGGCUGCCAUAUUUCUCCUUCCACCUCUACUCGGCCGUGUUGUCUACCUCUCCCACAUCGUUCGCCCAUCUGGAGGACUUGGUCACGUGGAUUGGCUAUUUCUGCUUCACCUCCAACCCCUUCUUUUACGGUUUCCUAAACCGUCAGAUUCGCCAGGAACUGGGCCGUCACCUGGCUUGCCUCUUCAAGCGGGCCGGGCCCAGCGAAGGGCAGCAGCUGCCCAGCCGUGAGGCCUCUAUUGAGGAAAACUUUAUGCAGUUCCUUCAGGGCACAGGAUGCAAUAUGGAGCCCUGUAACUCUCACAGCAGAGCCAGCCCAGAGGAGCCAGGGACAGAGUUCGUUCAUGAAUCAGCUGUUCAGCAGAUCAUGCCAGCUGACUUCCAUAUCCCAGGGCAGAUCCUUGAGGAGACUUCAGAGUUCAUUACACAGCAACAGCUGAACAAUGAACUACAUGUAUCAGAGAAGGAGAACUGCUGGAAAACUGUACUAGAACUGUAGCUUCCUAUCAUGUACUGUCUCCUCUGCCAUUCAAUAAUCCAAGAAACACUCUUUUUUUUAAAAGUUGUAUUCAUAUUUCUAAAAUUUGUUGAACAAUUCAUCUGUGAUGCUUAAGUUGAAAAUUCUGUGGCAUCUUCUUAGAAGCAUUUCAGUUUUAUAGCUUUUAAGAGAAGGACACAGCAGAAUAUAUUAUGUGCAUUGUCUCAUUCAUAUCCCCAAUGGCCAUGAUACUGGUGUGUUACAUGUUUCGGGAGCCAUACAGCAUCCGGCUGUUUUUGUAUUGUGUCAGCAGGUGGACACUAAGCCCUUGUGUUAACCCCAGCACAGUGAAGUGACAACGAUCUCAUAGAUGUAAAUACGUGCUGAGACUGUGACAGAGCAAAGCUUCAGGGGUAACCCAGUUUUCACAGUUUCUGUAAAGCUACAAAAGCCGUUGACAGGAAAUUGGUCAAACACAAAAAUGUUGGUUUUUCAUUAGACAAGGCAAUAAUGUAUGUGAAACAAUGUGUCAUGAUAAAUCAUCACUGUUCCAGCUUUUUCACACGUACUUCUUUGUGCAUUCUUUUAUUUUCUCUCAAUUUAAUAUGUGCUGAAUAUGCCCUCAAUGAAGCCAAUCAGUUCAAAAAUGACGCAGUGACACAACUGGCUCUGUUUGACAGGAUAGAUGUGAUAAUACUGAUUUCACUAUGACCUAAUCAUAACCAGUAUUCUACCCCCUUCUUCCUAUAGGCCCUUUAAUGAGUUAGUGUGUCCAUUUGAAAAAUUCAUUGUGUUGAACAAGAGCACCUCAGAGCUGGUGCAGCUGCUGCUGGUAUUUAUAAUAAACAGGCUGACACACCAGGGUAUUUUUAAACAUUUUCCGGGAGCGUUAUUAUCAUGUUUAUCAGUUUUUAGUCUUGUGAUUAUCACUUCCUCACCAAAAUCACCUCACAUUGCUCGACUUGUGAUUCCAGCCCCUUACGCUCGAAGGGAAAACAUUGUGGCCGGUCUAAUUCGUAUGACACUGUUGCUGUUGAGGAUAAAUCUUUGUAAAAAAAUAUCAACUAAAAGACGUUCAAUGUGCCCCUUUGCUGAGAGCGAGGCUGGAUGUGGACCAGGUUCUUUUGGACGGCCUGGGACCCAACCACCAGCGCCCUGAGAUGUCUGAGCUGUUUACAGGUAAACACAGGAGCAGUGCGAGUGCUCUUGAGUUUGUGCUAUAAACAACCAGGCUUGUUGUGGCUACACAGCACACAGGUGUGACAAUGCUUACAGAUGGCAAGCUUUGCCUUUGGCCUCAUUUAGCAACAACUGGAAGACACUGGCGACACUUCCUCUGAUCUCAGGUGGAAUACAGUUUGCACAAGUCACAUAGGCAGUGACAUAUAUUCCAAAGAAAAUUACAAGGUACAAAUCUCUUGCAAAACACAUUUUUUGUCUCUUUUUAUACUCUGCUCUUUCUUGCUGCCUUCCUCUUUUUUUGGAAUGCCUCCUACAGGCCUGUCGAUUUGAUCACAAGACUCUCCACACAAGGCGCACAGGGAAGGUUCAUGCUUUGCUGGGAGUCAGAACAAAAAAGGUCCCUUUGUUUAAGGGGGACAGAGUGUUCUAAUUUUGUUGGGGAUAUGACUGUUGCUGACUGUUUUUCAGAAGGAUCUGUCUCGUCAACCUGCUUUGAAGUGUUUCUUGUGUGUCGAACAAUGGUACAGAAACAUUAGGUCCGACUUUUUGUUUGAAAUAAAAUGAAGAAAAGGAGCACAAGACCAAAUGACUGCCAUUAAUCCUUGAUGUUCUACAGGUCGUAUCUUAUUUAUAUUAUUAGUAGAAUUGAAAUUUGAGCCUGACUAAUAUAGAUUUUUUGGAGGACUAAUGUCAAAACCAUUAUUAGGAAGUAAAUAAUUUCCGAUACCAAUUAAUCUGCUGAUAUAUAUAUAUGUGUGUGUUAAAAAAGAUGUGAUCAAAUCCUAAUGACAAAGAAAUGUGACUGACUUGAUAUUUUACAGUUUAAGAAUAUAUAAACUGUUCAAACACAUAUAUAUGUGUAUCUAUGUGUGCAUUUGUAUGUAUAUAUUCAGUAUAAAUAUGACAACAAUUAAGAAAACAGUUUAAAUAUUAUUUAUUUAUUCAUAUUAUAAAUACUUUUUUCUGAAAUGAAAACAUAAAACUCUUUCUGUAAAAUAAAGGUUUUGGCACACAAACUCUGAUAGCCAUCCAUAUGGGCCGAUGUUAUCAGCCAGCUGAUAUAUUUGUCGGGCUAGAUUUGGAACUACACAUUAUGAAACCAUUAUAAUUCUUAACAUGUGAUUCUAAUUGAAAACAAUAACAUAAAGAUGCCUUCUUGCAUUACAUCAGCAUUCAUGAACAAAGGUUUAACCUCUUUGGAUAAUCUGAGAUCUUCCUCAUUAUUGUUAUUUUCUUUUUAUUAGUAUUGGAAUUGUUUUAAUAAAUUCAGUGAUAUUUCACACAACCUGAGGUCAUUACAAAAGCCCCUUGUGUCAAAUGUUAAUCAGCACACCAUCCAAUCAGCUGGAUUCCCGUUACCGUAGCAGCAGAAAUUGCCCUGACCAAUCUGAUUACACGCUUUAACCUCUAUUCCUGCUUUCAUCUGCUGAUUACACGGACGGACACAUAAGCUGCUGUGAAGGUGACUGGCAGAUAAUAUUCCUAGCAUUGGGAAUUUGAAUGAAAAUACAGUUUUUGUUCACUGUAAAUCAUGAAAACAUGUCCUGUUAAUUUUUCCCUUUUGUACAUGAGCUGAACAGACUG